UUGGGUAAGUGCUCAUGUUUGGGUCAGAGAGGCUUCUCGGAGCUCGUUUGCUUUCCCAAGCAGUUCUUCAGGCUUUCUGUAACUGAUGUGUAUUUACACGAGGGGCUUAAUCCGGGUUAAAUUAUUCCGCAGACAAAACAACAGAAUCUGGGAGCAUGGAAACUAUAGCUGCUAACCCUCCUGGAGGAUCAAAUGGUUUGGAAGAACCUAAGAAGAUGACAAGAGAGGAUUGGAGAAAGAAGAAGGAAUUGGAAGAACAAAGAAAACUGGGAAAUGCACCAGCUGAAGUGGAUGAAGAAGGAAAAGACAUCAACCCUCAUAUUCCCCAGUAUAUUUCCUCAGUGCCAUGGUAUAUAGAUCCUUCAAAAAGGCCUACACUGAAACAUCAGAGACCUCAGCCAGAGAAACAGCAAGAAUUUACAUUACUAGGAGAAUGGUAUAAGCGAGGAGUUAAAGAGAAUGCUAUUGCAACUAAAUACCGUCAAGGAGCUUGUGAGAACUGUGGUGCAUUGACCCAUAAGAAGAAAGAUUGCCUAGAGAGACCUAGAAAAGUUGGAGCAAAAUUUACAGGAACUAACAUUGCAGCAGAUGAGCACAUGCAGCCUCAGUUGAUGUUUGACUAUGAUGGGAAAAGAGACCGUUGGAAUGGCUAUAACCCAGAAGAACACAUGAAGAUUGUAGAAGAAUAUGCCAAGGUUGAUCUAGCUAAGCGCACACUGAAAGCCCAGAAGUUGCAAGAGGAACUGGCUUCAGGAAAACUGACAGAGCAAGUGAACUCCCCACGACAUCGAUGGGGAGAAGAGGAACCAAAUUCACAAAUGGAAAGAGAUCAUAACAGUGAAGAUGAAGAUGAAGACAAAUAUGCAGAUGACAUUGAUAUGCCUGGACAGAAUUUUGACUCCAAAAGACGCAUUACAGUCCGAAACUUGCGUAUUCGAGAGGAUAUUGCUAAAUACUUACGGAAUCUAGACCCCAAUUCUGCCUACUAUGAUCCCAAAACCAGAGCAAUGAGAGAGAAUCCAUAUGCCAAUGCAGGAAAGAAUCCAGAUGAAGUCAGUUACGCAGGAGAUAACUUUGUUCGUUACACGGGGGCUACCAUUUCUAUGGCUCAAACUCAGCUAUUUGCCUGGGAGGCCUAUGAAAAAGGCUCUGAAGUUCAUCUUCAGGCAGAUCCUACAAAACUUGAACUCUUGUACAAAUCUUUCAAAGUGAAAAAAGAAGACUUUAAACAGCAGCAGAAAGAAAGCAUCUUAGAGAAGUAUGGAGGCCAAGAGCAUCUGGAUGCCCCACCACCUGAACUGCUGCUUGCUCAGACAGAAGAUUAUGUGGAGUAUUCUAGACAUGGAACAGUUAUUAAAGGUCAAGAGAAGGCCAUUGCUCGGUCUAAGUACGAGGAGGACGUAAUGAUCAACAACCACACGUGUAUUUGGGGUUCUUAUUGGAAAGAAGGAAGAUGGGGAUAUAAAUGCUGCUACUCAUUUGUCAAGUAUUCAUAUUGUACAGGAGAAGCUGGAAAGGAAAUUGCCAAUGCCAGUGAAGAAUUGCUAAGUGAGGUGCACGAGGACGAGCAUAUGACCAAACCCAAAACUCUAAUGGAGAUGCACCAACAAAAACAAAAAGAAAAGAAGAAGAAGAAGAAGAAGCAUAAGAAGAGUACAAGUUCUGAUAGUGAGGGAGAAGACAGAAAGAAGCAGGAAAAAUUGAAAAAGGCACUGAAUGCAGAAGAAGCCCGUCUCCUUCAUGUGAAAGAAAUCAUGCAAUUAGAUGAAAGGAAGAGACCAUAUAAUAGCAUGUAUGAAAACCGAGAACCAACGGAGGAGGAAAUGGAGGCUUACCAAAUGAAGCGCCAGCGACCAGAUGACCCCAUGGCCUCUUUUCUGGGGCAGUAAUUUGGGGCAAAGGACUUGCAAGCUCAUAGGACUUGUAUAUUAGCGUCUAAAUGGAUCAAUGUUGUAUGCGGAUCACUUUCCCUAAGCAAGCUGUCAGCUGAUGUCCUGUUCUACAGCAUCAUACUCAGGCAUGGCCCAGCCAGCCUGAAGCUCUCUGAGUAGAAAAAAAAAGUCAGCCAGUGUUCCAUUUGUUGAGCACAUAUACUCAAAAUCCUUGGAAAUUAUAGUGCUGAAUGAAUUUCUGAGUUUUUUAAAAAACUAAAUUGAUUGGAAGAGUCAGUAAAUACCACAUGUACCAAACAGCGUAUGAUUGGUAGGAUCUGUUCCAUAAAUGCAUAGUUUACUUCCCUGAAUAGAUUAAAGCUGCCUUUGAGGAAAACUUUAUCUGAAUCUAAUAGCAUUCCAUACUUCUGAAAUGAUUUUAAGCUUCUCUCUCAGCAGAAUUUAUUUUAGCAUUCCAGCUAUUAUAAGUGGUUCAGAUGUUUCACUUCUAAUGGGGUAGGUUAUUCUGUUACAUUUUUUUAAUCUUCUGCAGAGCACAGUAGAGAGGAAUUAUCCAGUCUUUUCCUGUACUGGUCCCCAGCUGAAUGUGUAAGAACACGCAGAACAUGUAAGAGAUAUCCUAACUUCCCUUCUUCCUCUGACUUCUGUCCAUGCUCAGUGGAGACAGAUUGGAGUGUGCUCAGUUUUCAGUUAUAGCUAUGCCACGCAUUACCUAAUGCCCCAUUGUACUUGGGGUGACCUAGAUUCUUUAAACUAGGUACAAGAUUCUAUUUCCCUGUAGACUUGUCUGUGGCUUGGUUAGGACCACUGUACCUUUUCUUCCUUUACAUCAGCCAUCCCAGACUUGUUGGUCAUGCUGGCCUGGAAUUUUAGGAGUUGUAGUGCCACAGCAUCAGAAUAGCAUAACAUUGAAGGAAGCUAUUCUACAUUCUUUUAAAAUUAAAAGCAUUGUGAUAUUGAAUGGUUUUCAGUACAAUUAGGAAUUAUUUUUGGAAUUCAAGAAUAAGUUCGAAAUUCUUACCGAUUUGGAAAUGCUUAAACUCUAGCUGUGAUGCUUUAACAAAAAUCUCAAGUUUUGUGGUACCAAAGGCUAGUUCAUUAAUUGUAACAUAUGCCUGGAUUGACUAGUCAAAUUGAAGCCCUCAGUUUGAAGGGAAGUGUUGCCAUGUUGACACGGCAAGCCAGAAGUUAGUGAAAUGCAAAGAGCACAGUCCAACGUUACUGUGUAAUGCUCAAUUGAGAAAAAGAAUAGAUAUUUAUAUUAGUUACUGUGUAAUUGCUGAUCUUCCUAGCCUUACUAUUUGAUGGUGGAAGAAAAAAACUCAUUUUGAUCAAACUCAAAUAGAAUCAAACUUGUCAAUAUGCAUUAUGUUAUUAAUUUCACCCUGCAUAAUGGGAAACUACUGAGGGUCCUGCUUGUUGCUAUUUUUUACAUGCCUGUUCUUUUGGCCAAAGUUGUCCCUCUGGUUAUAAUAGAAAGGCAUUGCUGGCAAGUGAUGGGAUACAUUUUAAAUACAAAUAAGAAUGCGAUUUGACAUUUAGAAAGAAGGUACAGAAAAUAAUAGAGAAUAUUUUGAAAUUUGUAACUAUAGCAUGGAAAAGAGACCCCAUUCUGAAGUGUAUUAUUCCAAAAAUGUAUAAUUAUUUUUAUAUAAGCUUUU
Molecule: messenger RNA, 3553 nt
Organism: Candoia aspera
Lineage: Eukaryota; Metazoa; Chordata; Lepidosauria; Squamata; Candoiidae
Gene: SLU7
Product: SLU7 homolog, splicing factor
Exons: 16
Coding region: 156-1889 (577 amino acids)
Biological process (GO): mRNA splicing, via spliceosome
Cellular component (GO): spliceosomal complex
Molecular function (GO): pre-mRNA 3'-splice site binding
Source: RefSeq, a predicted model, not a curated record